Molecule: messenger RNA, 1828 nt
Organism: Nyctereutes procyonoides (raccoon dog)
Lineage: Eukaryota; Metazoa; Chordata; Mammalia; Carnivora; Canidae
Gene: ATOX1
Product: antioxidant 1 copper chaperone
Exons: 4
Coding region: 132-338 (68 amino acids)
Biological process (GO): copper ion transport
Cellular component (GO): cytosol
Molecular function (GO): copper chaperone activity; metal ion binding
Source: RefSeq, a predicted model, not a curated record
GGAGGGUCGGCCCUCCCCCGCGCCCAGCCCCGGAAAUACAGCCGCGCCAGCGCUCCGAGCCGGCCGAAGCGUCGCUGCCGCCGCCGCCGCCGCCGCCGCCACCCGCCACCCGCCAUCCGCCAUCCGCAGUCAUGCCGAAGCACGAGUUCUCUGUGGACAUGACCUGUGAAGGAUGCUCUAACGCGGUCAGUCGGGUGCUCAACAAGCUGGGAGGAGUUGAGUUUGACAUUGACCUGCCCAACAAGAAGGUCUGCAUCAACUCUGAGCACAGCGUGGACAUUCUGCUGGAGACCCUGGAGAAAACAGGAAAGGCCGUUUCCUACCUCGGCCCCAAGUAGUGAGGGCCUGGACCCUGAGCCCAUGAUGACCAAAGGGAGCAGGAAGGAUUAUGCUCAAAGGGAGGAUAAUGUUUCCACCAUGCGAGGAUCAGUGAUCAUCAUAUGGUCCCUGCACCCUGAGGAGUUUUGGAGGAGACUGAUGCGUGGCCCUCUGGGCCCCUCCAGCCAUCCCAGGUAGUAGCUCUGUUUCAUACUGGGUCUCCAUGUAAGAUUGUGAGAUUGUGGUUGAUAUAAGCGCUCCACAAGAAAGGAUGGAGGGAGGGAAGAGACAGAACUUUCUGAGUGGGCAAAACACCUGGGGGAGCCCCAACGUAGACCCCUUGCAUUGGAGACUCCUGGCCUGAGCAUGUGCAUCUUAUUCAGCUAAAAGAGUACUGCCUGCCAGUUGUAAACCCAUGUAUAACUGGAUGUGUCUUCUUCUCAUAGUAGUCUUUGAAUUUAUUGAGGUGAAAUUCACAUAACAUACCAUUAAAGUGUACGAUUUAGCGGGUUCACUGCAUUCACGGUGUUGUGCAACUCUGGUUUCAAAGCUUUAUCCCCCCCCCCCCAAAAAACGGCCAAAACCCGUUUAGCGGACACUCCACUGCCCCCCCCUCCCAGCCCCUGGGGGCCACUAAUCUGCAUUCUGUCUCUGAUUUGCCUCUUCUGGUUGUUUCAUUUAAAAGGAACCGUAGGGGAUCCCUGGGUGGCGCAGCGGCUUGGGGCCUGCCUUUGGCCCAGGGCAUGAUCCUGGAGACCCGGGAUCGAAUCCCACGUCGGGGUCCCUGCAUGGAGCCUGCUUCUCCCUCUGCCUAUGUCUCUGCCUCUCUCUCUCUCUCUCUGUGUGACUAUCAUAAAUAAAUAAAUAAGUUUAAAAAAAUAAAAUAAAAGGAACCGUAGUAUUUCACUUAGCAUAAUGUCUUCAGGAUUCAUCCAAGCUGUAGCUGGAUCAGCACUUUAUUCCUUUCUAUGGCUGAAUAAUUCUCAAGAGUUUUUAAUUGAUUUAUUUACCUUUGCUUUUUUAUUUUGGAAAUUUUAGUCAUACAAGUAGUAAAAUGAAUCCCCAUGUACCCAUCACCCAGAUCCAAUGAUCAGCCAUUGCCAUCACUGUUUCAUCUAUGCAUGCCACCGCCUCCCCCUAUUAUUUUGAAGCAAUUUCUACAUACCAGCUAAUUUUUUCUGGGCACAUGUCUGCAAGCAUGAGUAGUAUGGAAAGGCUCCUGCAGAUUCAGAUGCACAGCACUGGGUGAGAAUCACCUGCCAAACAGCUCCCUGCCCAUCCCUGCUGCAUCUAUCUCAAUCUGUUUUAAGACACUUCCCCAGGGAGCAGCCCUGGUGGCUCAGCUCAGGGUGUGAUCCUGGAGACCCGGGAUCGAGUCCCACGUCAGGCUCCCUGCAUGGAGCCUGCUUCUCCCUCUGCCUGUGUCUCUGCCCCCCCCCCCUCAUUCUCUCUGUGUGUCUCUCAUGAGUAAAUAAAUAAAAUUAAAAAAAAAAAAAGACACUUCCCCAAU